UUCUGCUAGCUUCUCGUUAUGAAAUUUCUUCCUUCCUCUGCAAAAGAAAAUUUUCAGUGUUUUUGCUGAGAAAAAGUUCUUCGUGCUCAUUACUCAUUUCCUCCGCUCAUUUGAUUCAAUAUAUUCGAAUUCCGGACGGGAAAUUUUUUUUUUUUUCCUCUUGAAUUGGUAUAAAUUAUAGGGUUUUCGGUAUUGUUAGGUAUGGGGGAAGUGAAAAUGGAAGAGACUCCAUUACCAGCUCUGUUUGAGCAAGCUCGGAAGAUCCAUUUGACGGUGACGGAGUCCGGUGCUGAUCAGGAGCUCGUAAGGAAGGGAUGCGAAGCACUGGAGAAGUGUGAGGACAUGAUAAGCAGACUGGGAUUGUUCUCAUCGAAUGAGACCAAAGACGACAUCAGCACCGCUAAUCUCAAGUAUAUCCUGGUGCCUUAUUAUCUGGCAGAGCUGAAUGAAAAACUUUCUGGGGAGGACCGGAUACAGAUUCUCAAGACUUCGCAGGCAAAAUUGAAGGAGUUCCUUUUGUUCUGUGAAGUAAUGGAACUUGUACCAGAAGAGGAGUUGCAAGCUUCUGCCCAAGGAAGUUCAAAUUCUUUUGCUGAUAGAAGAGCCCUCAAGGUAGCCCGGUUCAAACGCCAAAGAGCUGCAGAAGCUAAGUUGAUGGAAACAAAGCAGAGGAAGGAGAGGCGUGGAUGUUCAACUAAAGUGGCUGCCUCAUCCACUCCAGUUGAGGCUGGAGAGGAAGAUGUGCUGGAUGAUGAUGGAGAGGAAGAAAGGGAGGCUUGGCUUACUACCAUCACUUUGGCCAUUUGUAAGGCCUUUGAUCUGGUUGAUAUGCUUAAGAAGGAAGAAGAAAUGCUUUCUGCUAUAAAGGAAAUACAAUUAAAGGAAGGGAACAAAGAAUUUUCUCAGGAUGCACUUGAUAAUUGCACCAAGAAAGCAGAGGCAUGGCACCGUGAUGCUGCAGCUCGUGCACAAUAUACUAAACCUGCAGAACCUAUCACAUGUGCUACAUUUGCUCAAGAUGUUUUAGAAGGGCGGGCAAAGGUCUCACAGGCUCAUGACCAUAAACACCAGCCUUUGAUCUUCGGACCUCAAAGCCUCAUCGGUAGAAGCCUAACAAGUGAGAGGGAAAGAAUGGCAGCACAAGUUUUCCAGCCUGGUCAUAGGUUACCAACCAUGAGUAUAGAGGAAGCUGGUCUAAGGGAAAUGCAAAUGAUGAAUGGGUGGCAGGAAAGAACUGCAAAAAUGAUGGAAGAAGCUAAUUCCGCUUGGUACAAGGACAACCACAAAUUGGGACCAAAUGAAGAUGAUGAAGAUGAUGAUGCAGCCCAGGAUAAAGCAAGAGCAUGGGAUGACUGGAAAGAUGAUAAUCCUCGUGGUGCAGGCAAUAAGAAGCUUACCCCAUGUGGGUAAAGAUCAGGAAGUGUUUAAAGGCUUUAUCACAUAUUCUUUCAUAAAAAAUUUAAGCAAAAAUAAAAAAAUAGAAAAUAAAAAAUCAAUGGCAGUAUCAGCUAUCAGGAACAUUGCUUAAAUUUUAUAUUUAUUUGAUAGAUUUGGGUCUGCUGAUUGUUAGGUUUUUCUGUUUGAAGAACUAGCAGAGAGUAUAAUAUCCAUGCAGGCAGUAGAACACGUCUCUUUCUUCCAGGUUCUUUUUAGCGUUUGUAUUGUAUGCCCAAUUGCCUAAGUACUUGAAAUGAGUCUAUUUGUUGGCAAACUUCAUGAAUUGUUCAUACGUGAAACUCUGAGGCAAAGCAGUAAUGGCUGUUAUGGUGUCUGUAUUUCUCCUUUGGGUUCUCAUUCUAACCAUGCUUGGGGUUAUAAGGAUGAAAUCUUGGUGCUCAGGUUGAUUUGGCCUCGCUAUUGUUUUUGUAGAACUUUUGUUUGGGUGUAUCUUUUGCUGCAUAUCUUUGCAAAAGUGCCUCUUUGUUUUUUCUUAUCAUAGGUUGCACAAUAAAAAACAAUUAUUUCU
Messenger RNA from Rubroshorea leprosula, 1966 nucleotides. Lineage: Eukaryota; Viridiplantae; Streptophyta; Magnoliopsida; Malvales; Dipterocarpaceae. The record is from the annotation of a GenBank genome assembly.